Messenger RNA from Culex pipiens pallens (northern house mosquito), 2645 nucleotides. Its product is annotated as protein translocase subunit SecA-like. Gene Ontology annotation, molecular function: ABC-type protein transporter activity; ATP binding. Gene Ontology annotation, biological process: protein import; protein targeting. Gene Ontology annotation, cellular component: membrane. The coding region runs from base 74 to 2548 and encodes 824 amino acids. The transcript has a single exon. The record is from RefSeq and is a predicted model, not a curated record. Lineage: Eukaryota; Metazoa; Arthropoda; Insecta; Diptera; Culicidae.
UAUCAACUUUUGCCGAGUGUAUGAAGAGUUAUUAAUCGAUUUGCACAAACUCCCCAUAGAAUGGUACGUCAGGAUGCCAUCAAAAGAGUAUUUGGAUGUAUUUCUCCAGAAAGGUACUAUCAAAGUCGUUGAGAACAAAUGGAAUGAUAAUGAACAUCAGUGCUAUUGUGUAAAAGAUGCUGACAAAUUUAAAAAAUGCUUUAAUGUGUUAUUUGAAAAUGAAGAUCUACCUCGCAAUUUCAUAGUUGAAACGAUCAAAAAGCUAUUGGGAUGCAUAAUCAAUCUUGAAACAAAAGAACGAUGGUACAAUAGUACUGCUUUAACUGAAUCAGAGCAGUUGAACGCAACACGACUGUUGAUCACCUCAGUGCGAAGCUCUUUGUUGUACCUAAAAGAACAGCCUGACAGCAUUAAUUUCGAACAAUUCCUGGAGGAAAGCACUAAACCGUUCACAACCGUAUGCGACGAGAGCAGUUCUUUCGAAGAUUUCGAAAAAAGAGUUCUUCUCAUCAAGGAGUCAUUUUGGUACAUACGAAACCUCAACGCCAUAAACAUCGAUACCGCUUUGAAACUCUAUAAAGAAAAUAACAAAUCCGACUACAGCGAAGAGAACCUACGUUUGUGCUACCUGCAAUACACCAAACAAUUUGAACAGUUUAUGGGAGCUAAUAGUGAACUCAGCUUACAAAAGAGAAUCCAACGUGUCGUCGAGGACACCUCGCAAAUUGUUGAACGUUCGCUUACGUCACAGUGGACAGCAGAAUUUAAACAUCAAAAACUGCCAUUGAUAUUGGCCGGUUUGGGUGCAGUUUGGGCAAUGCACGUUUCGAAGGAUGUGGCCAGUACAGGACAAUAUCUCAAGCCACACUGUAUCCAGAUUCUAUGCGUAUUUCGGCUGCUGAGUGCUGAUCGGAAUGAUCAAGGUGUCCGGAAGCACUUGGCUCAAGUGUUAACCGGGCAGGGCAAAUCGCUGGUUCUGGCUAUGGUGGCAUCCAUUUUGGUCUUUUGUGGACACUCUGUACAAGUCAUGUGCUACAGCAAUUAUCUGGCAUCGAGGGAUAAAAAAGACUUUGAAGAUUUUUAUGAUUUUUUUGGAAUUCGAGAAAAAAUUUCAUAUCAGACAUUUGAAAAAGCGGCUUCUGAAAGGGUCAAGAAAAUAGCAGGAAAUGCAAGAACGUAUCUUUCUAAAUGCAUUGGUUUGCCAGAACAAAGCUCUUACUCAGGAGUUUUGAGGCCAAAUCCCAUCAUGCUAAUUGAUGAAGUUGAUGUUUUUUUCGAUAAAAGAUUGCACGGCGAAACAUAUAAUCUUGGAUUCUUUCCUAAAAUUCCUGGAUUGGAUAAAAUUCACCUUAAGAUUUGGGAGCUUUUUAAUGAAAAUUGCUCAAAUGUACCACAGGCAAUUAAUGAUUAUAUUAAUAAUGAAAGCGACUCAGAAGUCGCUGAAUUCAACAAAAUAAUGAACAAACCAGGCCAGUAUUCGUUAUAUACAAAUGCUGGUGAUAAAAAUAAUGUUACAAACCAGUCGCUGUUUUCAUCGCACAUUGACAAAAUGAUUGCGACUGCAGAAAAAGUUUACGCCAUGAAAUCCAAUGAUAGUUUUCUUUGCAAGUUUCGACUCAAUGACGCUGGAAACAUUACCGUGAAAGAUAGUUUUGGAAACUAUACUGAAAAUACUAUCUACGGUUACUAUAACGUAUUCAUUUAUCUUAAACUAAAAGAAACCGAUUUCGAAAAAGGAACGUAUAAUUAUGGAUACUUGAAUUUAAGUUUGGGAAGUACUUCAUAUGCCAAAAUACCAGAAGCUUUUCCUCUGAUCCUGGGCGUUUCCGGAACCUUAACAACGCUAAGUAACUACGAGAAGAAGAUCGUCAAUAACUACUACAACAUCCAAGAAAUGUCAGUGAUGUCAUCCUUCUUUGGUGCAUCGAAUCUGAAAUUCAACCAGGCGACAGAUUUUAAUUGUUUGAACUCAGUCACCUCAUGGAUGCACGCCAUUUUCGCUCGGAUAAACACGAUCAUCAACGCUGGAAGAUCUGUUCUGGUUAUAUUCGACACGGAUACCUCGAUCAACGCUUUCAAACUCCAAUUUGUAGCUCAGCUGGACCGACUGAACGUGCUGACCGUUAAUACGAGACCAUCAGACAAAGAACGCUUUAUAAGCGAUGCAGGCGUAAGCAAAACGAUCACUUUAGCAACACGCGGGAUGGGUCGAGGAGUAGAUUACAAGUCCAGUGUUGCCGUCGAGAUGAACGGCGGAGUCCACGUAAUUCAGAGCUUUUUCUCGGAGGAUAUUAAGGAGGAGACUCAAAUCAAGGGUCGAACUGCUAGGAAGGACAACCGAGGAAGCUACGAGCUUAUAGUUUGCAUCGAAGACUUGAAAAAUCAAAAUCUUGUAAAAAGUUUCGAAAGCUCUUCGACGGUGACGUACCAACGCUUGCAUGAAAGCAGAAAACGAGAAAUGACGAAGAAAGAUGCGACACGAGAUGAGCAGCUUAGUAAAGCGAAUAGGUUGCACGAUACAACAGUUAGUUUUUAUAAAUAUAAAUAAGCUUUUGAGUAUAAACUGAUAGUGUACGAAUAAACAAAAAUAUUAAAAACAUUAAUGGACUUAAAAUUUAAUCACGACGGUUGAUGACAUGUGACCU